Molecule: messenger RNA, 1770 nt
Organism: Fukomys damarensis (Damara mole-rat)
Lineage: Eukaryota; Metazoa; Chordata; Mammalia; Rodentia; Bathyergidae
Gene: Chi3l1
Product: chitinase 3 like 1
Exons: 10
Coding region: 113-1264 (383 amino acids)
Biological process (GO): carbohydrate metabolic process; chitin catabolic process
Cellular component (GO): extracellular region
Molecular function (GO): chitin binding
Source: RefSeq, a predicted model, not a curated record
GGGAUGGUUUGGGUGUGGAAGAGGGGAGUGUGAGGGGUUUAAAAGGAAGUAUGGGGACCAGGAAGAAGCAGCUGAGCACCAGGAGCCCAAGGGCCGCCUCUGCUACAACAGGAUGGGUGCAAGGGGAACUCUGAUAGGCUUCGAAGUUCUGGUGUUGCUCCAGUGCUGUUUUGCAUACAAACUGGUCUGCUACUACACCAACUGGUCCCAGUACCGGGAGGGUGAUGGGAGCUGUUUCCCCGAUGCCAUCGAUCCCUUCCUCUGUACCCACAUCAUCUACAGUUUUGCCAACAUAAGCAACAAUGAGAUCGACACCCUGGAGUGGAAUGAUGUGACACUCUAUGGCCAACUGAACUCACUUAAAAAGAGGAACCCCAGCCUGAAGACCUUCCUGUCUGUUGGGGGAUGGAACUUUGGCUCUCAAAGAUUUUCCAGCAUAGCCUCCAGCACUGAGAAGCGCAAGACUUUCAUCAAGUCAGUGCCAAAGUUUCUGCGGGCCCAUGGCUUUGAUGGGCUAGACCUAGCCUGGAUGUACCCUGGACGAAGAGACAAGCAGCAUUUUACCACCUUGAUCAAGGAAAUGAAGGCUGAGUUUAUAAAGGAGACCCAGCCUGGAGAACAGCAGCUCCUGCUCAGCGCAGCGUUAUCUGCAGGGAAGGUCACCAUCGACGCAGGCUAUAACAUUGCCCAGAUAUCCCAACACCUGGAUUUCAUCAGCGUCCUGACCUAUGAUUUCCAUGGAGCCUGGCAAAAAACCACAGGACAUCACAGCCCCCUCUUCCGAGGCCCGCUGGAUGGCAGGGCCAAUGGAUUCAACAAUGUGGAGUACGCCGUGGGGUACAUGCUGUGGCAGGGCGCCCCAGCCAGCAAGCUAUUGAUGGGCAUCCCCACCUUCGGGAAGAGCUACACUUUGGCCUCUUCUGAGAAUGGUGUCGGAGCCCCAAUCUCGGGCCCAGGACUAGCGGGCCAGUUCACCAAGGAGGAAGGAACCCUCGCCUACUAUGAGAUCUGUGACUUCCUCAAUGGAGCCAUAGUCCAGAGAAUCCCCAGCCAGAAGGUCCCGUACGCUACCAAGGGCAACCAGUGGGUGGGGUAUGAUGACCCGGAAAGUGUCAAAAGCAAGGCCCAGUUCCUGAAAAGCAGGCAGCUGGCAGGUGCCAUCGUGUGGACCCUGGACUUGGACGACUUCCGGGGCACCUUCUGUGGCCAGAAUCUCCCCUUCCCCCUCACCAGCGCCAUCAAGGAUGUUCUUGCUGCGGCUUAGCCCUGACCUUCUGCACACAGCAAGUGCCAAGGACACCCUCACGCCUCUGACUCCAGCUGGCCCGGAACCUAAUCACUUGCUAAGUCCCUCUGCUGAGCCUCAGUUUCCCUCCCUUGGAACCUGUGCAGAGCACCACAGCACUGAGAUUGGAGCUCAAUCCUGUGGGCAGGAGGUAGUGUGGGACUCUGGGCUCAGUGAGCCUGGAGACCAGCCCAGUGUAAAAUACAGGAUUAAUUCACAUCUGCUGGUCCAUGGAAAUGCUCACAGACUCCAACCCCAGCGCAAGGAGAUCUCUGCAACUUCUUUACCCCACCCUCCUGAAAGGACAGCGUUUUGGCAGCCUUUGCCACCGAGUAGGCAAACAUCCUACAAGACACAGUGACCAAACUAAUCAUACCCUCUGCGAAGCCCGACUCAAAACCUUCACUUAGGAACAUAACCGUGUCUCCUGUCUCACUUCCCUUUCCUAAUUCCGCAGCUGCUCAAUAAAGCACGAGAGCUUGACA